Cuscuta europaea is the source of this 807-nucleotide messenger RNA. Lineage: Eukaryota; Viridiplantae; Streptophyta; Magnoliopsida; Solanales; Convolvulaceae. The record is from the annotation of a GenBank genome assembly.
AAACAAAAAUGGCGGUCAAGCUGAGGUUGGCGAGGUUCGGGUGCAAGCACAGGCCCUUCUACAGACUAAUGGCUGCCGAUAGCAGUUCUCCCAGGGACGGCAAGCAUCUCGAAGUUCUUGGUUUCUACAACCCUCUAGCGGGGGAAGAUGAUGAGAAACGAAUGAGUCUCAAGUCUGAUCGGGUGAAAUACUGGCUAUCUGUUGGGGCACAGCCAACAGAUUCAGUUCGGAGUCUUCUAUUCACAGCAGGCUUGCUUCCACCAACGCCAGUGGAACGAAAAGGUGGAUCCCAUGAUAGUCGUGAGGUCGAUCCUAUGACUGGGCUGGUAACAUCCUAUAACUGGGCUGGUAACGUUUGAUUGUUCUAAAUGCUCCCCCUGAGGUCUCGGUUAAUGAGACAAUGGCGAAAUUAGACAUUUGUUAAAAUACGUAUUCUGAAACCUUAAGUUGCAGUGUUUAUGUAAUGCGAAUGAUCUAAAUUGUGGGCGGAGGAGGGGGUUAUGGCUACAAGCACAGGUAGUGUAUGUUUGUGUUUACUCAUUUGGUGUUUGCUUUCUUUUCUUUCUCACCGUGUGAUAUAUCUGCUGACUCAAAUGGGCACAGGUUUUAGAGGGCUAAUUAUAAGGAAAAUUUUCUGAAAUAGGAGUAGAAACAGUGUGAAAUUCCAAAAUAUGAGUAACGUGUAUAAGUAUGGUAACAUGUCAUUAAUAUAUUGGGCAGAGUUCUCUAUGAUUCUGGCAUGAAACUAAUGUCUUCUCAUGUGUGAGCAUGAAAACUAUUGUCUACUAAUGUGAUUCUUUUUUUUUU